AUUUGUUUGACACUUUCCAUGGCGCACUUUUGGCCCAAGUAGUAGGUUAGUAUCGUUAAAUUGACAUAGUAUAUAUAUAUAUAUAUAUAUAUUCAUGUAUAUAAUUUAUAUUAAGAUACUGAAUCAUAAUAAUGGCGUACAUGCAGAUAUCGAAAGUCCUUUAUCGGAUUUUAAUGCCAAGAGCGACACGGACGUGCAGAUUUUCAGAGGGCAAUUGGUUCGACCACACACACAGGACGGAGUCUCAGUCGACAGCGUCGAGACUGACCUUCCACGGGAGACACGAAGUCGAAAGUGUUGCGUGGAAAUAUCACGCUCUGUGCUGCUUUUUGCAAUCACGCAGAGGUUUUACUCUUGACUUCAGAGCAAGAAAUAAAAGCGAGGAGCGAGGCGGUGGACAGAAAUCAGUUUACAAAUACCAGAGUGGGAGCCCAAAGCCAUCAUCUACACGCAAAGUGAAAGAAGCUGGCCGAGAUUUCACCUACUUGAUAAUUGUACUCAUCGGGCUUGGAGUUACAGGUGGUCUUCUGUAUGUGGUCUUCCAGGAACUGUUUUCUUCCUCCAGUCCAAAUAAAGUAUAUGGGAAAGCGUUCAACAAAGUCAGAUUAGACCCAGAGGUAAUUGGCGCAUUCGGCGAACCAAUCAAGUGUUAUGGUGAGACGACUCGUCGAGGAAGAAGACAGCAAGUCAGUCAUAUGGAGUACUUGAAGGAUGGACUGAAGCACAUGAGACUGAAGUUUUACAUAGAGGGAUCCGAACCAGGCCUAAAAGGCACAGUGCACUCUGAGUCAAAAGAGAAUCCUGAAUCUGGAGCAUAUGAGUUCCGCUACAUAUUUGUGGACAUAGAUACCUACCCAAGACGGACCAUCAUUGUAGAAGAUAACCGAUAAAAACAGCAUCAAACAACAAAAUGAGAGGACUACUCAAUGGAGAUAUUUCAUUGGCUAAUAAUUGUAAAUAUUAUGUAUGUUGUAAAUGUGAAAAUAGCUGAGGGUACAAAUGUAACAUUGGUGAUUAAAAGCAUUUGCAUUAAACAGGAAA
Molecule: messenger RNA, 1041 nt
Organism: Phycodurus eques (leafy seadragon)
Lineage: Eukaryota; Metazoa; Chordata; Actinopteri; Syngnathiformes; Syngnathidae
Gene: timm21
Product: translocase of inner mitochondrial membrane 21
Exons: 6
Coding region: 132-890 (252 amino acids)
Biological process (GO): protein import into mitochondrial matrix
Cellular component (GO): TIM23 mitochondrial import inner membrane translocase complex
Source: RefSeq, a predicted model, not a curated record